AUUCGCUGUAGAACGCAUGGGAACCUUUGUCGGCCAUCGCGCGAUGAGCGCGCUCAGCGCAGAGAAGGUCAUGCCCAAGGCGCCGACGACGCUCAAGCACGGCAAGGUGCCCAAGUCCAUGGCCUUUGUCCACCUGGUCGUGCGCUCCGUGCGCCCGAUCCUCGCGGCCGAUGGCACGCACAUGGAGUACGACAUUGAGAUGGCCAACACGCGCAAUGGCCUCGUGUGGAACAUCCGCAAGCGCUUCUCGCGCUUCCUGGAGCUCCAGAACCAGAUCGACGGGCUCCUCGAGGCCGGCCACUGCCAGCACUGCAGCGCCGUCCUCGACCUCGUCCAGGACCUCGAGCUGCCGCCCAAGAAGUGGGCGCUGCGCCUCUUUAGCAACUCGGUAGUCGAUGAUGGCCUCGCUGCGAUGCGCGCCCGCCUCUUCUGCGCGUACGCGACCGGCCUCGUCGAGAUUGGCGCCGAGAAGCCGCAUCUGCAAUGCCCGCUCAUCGCCGAGGGGUACCUCCAGCUCGUGCUGGCGUUUCUGACGACGCCGUCCGUGUACAUGGAAAUGAAUAAAAUCAAGCUCGCGAGCCGCGUCAAGGGCGGCGCGCCGCUCAUGAAAGCGCCGCCGCUCGUCCUUCAGCGUGCGCGCAGCGGCGGCAAGAAAAUGGCGAUGCUCGAAACCAUCUUGGAGCAGGAGUGUCGUAGUAGUACAGUAGUUAUCAAGGACGCGCCGAGCUGCUGACACCCCCCAAUGCAAUGUGUACAAACCAAUACCCUCCUCCGUCCCCCCACA
This is a messenger RNA of Saprolegnia parasitica CBS 223.65, 784 nucleotides long. RefSeq lists its product as hypothetical. Lineage: Eukaryota; Oomycota; Saprolegniomycetes; Saprolegniales; Saprolegniaceae. The record is from RefSeq and is a predicted model, not a curated record. The coding region runs from base 17 to 733 and encodes 238 amino acids. Gene Ontology annotation, molecular function: phosphatidylinositol binding. The transcript has a single exon.